AUGCCGCCUCCAUCAUCAUCACCUCCCGACAAGGACGACGAUACAUCCAGUCUCAGAUCGACUAUGAGUUGGAAACUUGUUCACCCAGGAGGACCUGAGUCCUCCAACGGCGACGUUAGGAAGAUGAAAAAAGCCAAGGCUCGGCAGAGCGCCAAGGACGUCGAGGAAGACGGCGGCGAGAUACUCGAGAUGGAGGAGAUGAGGAAUGAUAAGCAUCUCCUGGCGUCCAAGGAGAACGACAUCAGCAAGUAG
This is a messenger RNA of Lasiodiplodia theobromae, 252 nucleotides long. RefSeq lists its product as uncharacterized. The transcript has a single exon. Lineage: Eukaryota; Fungi; Ascomycota; Dothideomycetes; Botryosphaeriales; Botryosphaeriaceae. The coding region runs from base 1 to 252 and encodes 83 amino acids. The record is from RefSeq and is a predicted model, not a curated record.